Messenger RNA from Nestor notabilis (Kea), 1948 nucleotides. RefSeq names its product protein phosphatase, Mg2+/Mn2+ dependent, 1A (gene PPM1A). Bases 14 to 1162 code for a protein of 382 amino acids. Gene Ontology annotation, cellular component: nucleus; cytosol. Gene Ontology annotation, biological process: protein dephosphorylation; positive regulation of canonical Wnt signaling pathway; positive regulation of canonical NF-kappaB signal transduction. The transcript has 5 exons. The record is from RefSeq and is a predicted model, not a curated record. Gene Ontology annotation, molecular function: manganese ion binding; protein serine/threonine phosphatase activity; magnesium ion binding. NCBI's taxonomy places the organism in Eukaryota, Metazoa, Chordata, Aves, Psittaciformes, Psittacidae.
AAGGAAGGCCAUCAUGGGAGCAUUUUUAGACAAGCCAAAGAUGGAGAAGCAUAAUGCCCAGGGGCAAGGGAAUGGGCUUCGUUACGGUCUGAGUAGUAUGCAAGGCUGGCGAGUUGAAAUGGAGGAUGCACAUACGGCUGUAAUUGGUUUGCCAAAUGGACUUGAUGGAUGGUCAUUUUUUGCUGUAUAUGAUGGGCAUGCUGGAUCACAGGUUGCCAAGUACUGCUGUGAGCAUUUAUUAGAUCACAUCACGAGCAACCAGGAUUUUAAAGGGCCAGAUGGGCCUCCAUCUGUGGAAAGUGUAAAGAGCGGCAUCAGAACAGGUUUUCUGCAAAUUGAUGAACACAUGAGAGUCAUCUCUGAGAAGAAACAUGGUGCAGACAGAAGUGGGUCAACAGCUGUGGGUGUCAUGAUUUCUCCCCAACAUACAUACUUCAUCAACUGUGGAGACUCGAGAGGUUUACUUUGUAGAAACAGGAAGGUUCACUUCUUCACGCAGGAUCACAAACCAAGUAAUCCACUGGAGAAAGAGCGUAUACAGAAUGCAGGUGGCUCUGUAAUGAUUCAGCGUGUGAAUGGCUCUCUUGCAGUUUCAAGGGCACUUGGGGACUUUGAUUACAAAUGUGUCCAUGGGAAAGGUCCUACAGAACAGCUGGUCUCACCUGAGCCUGAAGUUUAUGAAAUUGAGAGAUCAGAAGAAGAUGAUCAGUUCAUCAUACUGGCUUGUGACGGUAUCUGGGAUGUUAUGGGAAAUGAAGAGCUGUGUGACUUUGUAAGAUCCAGACUUGAAGUCACUGAUGACCUUGAGAAAGUUUGCAAUGAGAUAGUUGACACCUGCUUGUACAAGGGAAGUCGAGACAACAUGAGUGUGAUAUUGAUCUGUUUUCCGAAUGCACCAAAGGUAUCGCCAGAGGCUGUGAAAAGAGAGGCAGAGUUGGACAAGUACCUGGAAAGCAGAGUAGAAGAGAUCAUAAAGAAGCAGGGUGAAGGAGUCCCAGACUUAGUCCACGUGAUGCGUACGUUAGCAACUGAGAGCAUCCCAAACCUCCCGCCAGGGGGUGAAUUGGCAAGCAAACGGAGUGUGAUUGAAGCCGUUUAUAAUAGACUGAACCCCUACAGGAAUGAUGAUACUGAUUCUGCCUCAACUGAUGAUAUGUGGUAAAACUGCUCAUCUAUCUGUGGAGUUCACGUUUCAUCCUUCAAAUGAAAGUGCAGCCCAACCUCAGUGACCCUUCUUAACAUCCAUCCUCAACCUUAAUUAAAGAAGGGAAUAUGAUGUGUUGGUGAGAGUGACUACAGCAGUACGACAUCUAGCCCAGGAACUGAUCUUUUUUGUAAAACAGACUUCUGUAAACGUGAUUUCAAACCAUAAUUCAUGUUGUAAAUCAGACUCCAGCAAUUUAUGUUGUAUGAUUUUGUUUUUGUAAAGUGCAAUUGUCUUGUACAAAAUGCUCAUAUUUAAUUAUGAACUGCUUUAAAUCACUAUAAAGGUUAGAAGAAAUGUUUGGCUUGUGUGAUGCAACAAUAUAUAUCCCUUUAAUUCAUGUUGUGGUUUUGAAUUGCAAGGAGCAGCAGCCUAGCCAGCUAGGUGCUCAAGAGGUGCACAAAACUGUAAAGACAGCUUUUUGGUUGAUAUGAAAGCUGACUUAUGUGCAGCUUACCAGAAACUAUAGUGUGUGAAUUUGCUUGGCAAUUGAAAAGUAACUAAGUAGUGCACAUUCUUCAGCAAACGUGAAUUGUUUUCUUGGACGCACUCCUGCUCUCACACUGAGUUAAAGGGAGUUCUGAUUUUGACUUCAGUGGGAGUUAAAUCAUGCCCUAUUAAUAGUAUCGUGUUCAUACGUGUACGAACCUUGGGAUUAGAAUGCCUUGAUUCUUUGCACCUCUUUUUUCAUUAACCCUUAACUGAAACUACUAAUCAUUGAACACGAACAGACAGCUUUCUACA